Cornus florida is the source of this 528-nucleotide messenger RNA. RefSeq names its product cytochrome b-c1 complex subunit 8. Lineage: Eukaryota; Viridiplantae; Streptophyta; Magnoliopsida; Cornales; Cornaceae. The transcript is spliced from 2 exons. Bases 114 to 332 code for a protein of 72 amino acids. The record is from RefSeq and is a predicted model, not a curated record. Gene Ontology annotation, biological process: mitochondrial electron transport, ubiquinol to cytochrome c.
UAGUGUGUUGGCAUUUGCCAUUUCUCAAACCCCAAUCUGUUAAAACGAGUAUCGAUCUAGCCACUGACGGCUGCUAACGUGCGCAGGGUUGAUAGAGAGAAGCAUCGAAAAGGAUGGGGAAGACGCCGGUGAAGAUGAGGGCUGUGGUUUACGCCCUAUCGCCGUUCCAGCAGAAGGUGAUGACGGGUCUCUGGAAGGAUCUCCCCGGUAAGAUCCACCACAAGGUCUCCGAGAACUGGCUCAACGCCACCCUCCUCCUCGCUCCCCUCGUUGGUGUCUAUGGGUAUGUCCAGCACUACGAGGAAAAAGAGAAGAUGGAGCACAGGUACUGAAGUCUUGCAUGAAGCCAAUUGCUUUUUGUUUCUACAAAGAACCUCGUUUUUUUUUCCUUAGUUUUGUCAGUAAAUAAGCUACUGUUUCAGUAUUGACUGCAGCCGAAGUUGUUGGAACUUCGCAAUUUUAUUGUCAUUUUGAUGUAUCGGUUUUUGUGACUUCUAAAUCUAAACUCUCUUCUGUUUUUACUUCCCA